AGACGCGCAGGCUGGCUGCGGUUUGGUUCUUCGUUGCUCCGGGAACCAUGUGGCGAGGGAGCGUUUUCGGGGCCGAGAGCUUCCGUGCUUGCCUUCGCGCCCGGCGGGGAGGCCUCGUGGCUCAGGACAGGUACAGGGUUCAAGGCUACUACUUGGCAACUCUUGCUUUCAAGGUCAGCCAGCUUGCAUGUAGUAGUAAGCAGUGCAAGAGUUUUGGCAUCUCUGCUGUCUUCUGGACUUCAGAAGAUGAACGGCACACUCCAGUCAACGAUAUUGAUGAAAAGACUGAUGAGAGGAAUAAGAGGGAAGCCAUGGAAGCAACUGCAAAGAAGAACUUGCUGAAUGUCCUUAGUGAAAUGAAAGUAGAAGUGAGUUCAAAGAAGACAUUUCAGAAGUUGAAAGCCCAGAAAAUGAAGGAUAAAAAAAAAGACUUGCCAGAACAUCUGGAGAGCACAAGCAGCAUGUUCCAGAAAGCUGCAGAAGACAAAGCUAAGAGCAAGCAGCUCGGUCCGGAGCUCGUUGCAGCUGCCUCUGCUGUGGCCUCUUCUCUGCCAUUCGACAGGAAGAGCACAAUUUCAGAACUGCUUCAGCUGCUCAAAAAGCAGAAGGAUGUCACUGAGGAGCGCAGAAGAGGAGAAGCCACCAACAUAAGCAAAAUAGUUACAAACAUGAAGAUUGGGAAAAAGCCUCCUACGCGGGAUGCCUUCAGGGCAUCUAAUCAGAUUCAGUUUGAUGAUGAUGGACGAGGCUAUAUGAUUGAGAAAGCCUUUUCUCGUGAACCUUCAAAUCUUAAAAGGAGAGGGCUGUAUUUAUCAAAAAGACUUAAUAUUUUCCCUGCUCCUCCUCCUGCAACAGAGAAAAGCCUUGAAACAGUGACGGAACCGACCAUUUGGGAUGUGGAGCUCGCCAAAGAGAUUGCCGCAGUUGGUCAGCGCCCCCCUCGGAAUGGUUUUGAGGAGAUGAUCGAGUGGACAAAAGAAGGAAAGCUGUGGGAGUUUCCAAUUGAUAACGAAGCUGGUUUCGAAGAUGACGUGGAAUUUCAUGAACACAUAUUUCUGGAUAAACACUUGGCUGACUUUCCUAAGGAAGGACCAAUUCGUCAUUUCAUGGAGCUCGUAACCUGUGGACUUUCUAAAAAUUCAUACCUGAGUGUUAAAGAAAAGGUGGAAUAUAUUGAUUGGUUCCGGAAUUACUUUAAAGAAAAGGAAGAGCUGCUUAAGGAAAUUGAAGCACAUGAGAAGGAAGCUGUUCUUGAAAGAGAGAAGCUCUCGAAGUGAAAAUGUUUUAAUGAAAGAGAAAACAAUGGACUUUUGUUGGUACAUAUUGAAUAGUUGUACAGUCCAGUCGGGAAAAAGAGAUGACUAUAUAAAAUAAUUUUAAAAGCAUCUCAAAUUCAGAGAAGAAGCUGGUUUGUAAUUAAUCAAUACUGAUAUUGGCAAGCUUUUGUAAUUCUGUUUCGGACAAGCUAAGUGAAAGUUUGUUUCCUUUUUCCCUCCGUUUACCAUAUUAGCACUUGUAUCAUAUUGUUAAAUCUUCCCCAUUCUUUGCUUAAAUACAUUCGGAGGUGAAAUGAGUCCAAAUAAGUGUGUGGGGGGGGAGGGAAUCUGUAAUCUUACAAAUUCUCAUUCACGAUCUGCCAAAACUUCAACUUCCAUGACCAUUUUUCUCCCUUUGUGAGAUUCAGUUUAUUUUACCUUUUAGCUUUCAGUGGAAUUUACGUGGAAGUGCAUCAUAAGGCCAGACACGACUUCAGUUUGUGAACCGAACUUGUGGCGGUUUGGUAAAUCUUCUUCCAUAACGAAAAUAGUUGUAUCGUUCUUAGAAACUUCCCUCCUUUUGGUUCCUGUGACUUCCCAGUAAUAUUAAUUAAACCUUAUUUCAGGAG
Eublepharis macularius is the source of this 1885-nucleotide messenger RNA. It is a transcript of the gene MRPS31, whose product is annotated as mitochondrial ribosomal protein S31. The transcript is spliced from 8 exons. Gene Ontology annotation, molecular function: structural constituent of ribosome. The coding region runs from base 48 to 1277 and encodes 409 amino acids. Gene Ontology annotation, cellular component: mitochondrial small ribosomal subunit. The record is from RefSeq and is a predicted model, not a curated record. NCBI's taxonomy places the organism in Eukaryota, Metazoa, Chordata, Lepidosauria, Squamata, Eublepharidae.